AUGGACUGCGGGACUGCUGGCACAGCUGCGGGCAUUGACCCCAAAAUACUCGACAAUUGGCAAUCCGAUACCGCUUUUUCGAUCGCUUCGUGGGAGCACGGCGGCUACGACCAGCAAUUCGAGUGGGAUACUAGCCCAGACUCGAAUCAGGAUGAAGCAGAAGUCGUGGAUUUAGGUGUUCUACAUGGUUCACUGGCCGACGAUCAGCCCAGCGCCUCUGUCUUUGGGCAUAAUUCCGACCCCAGCAACCCAGGUCUCAUCUCGCCCGAGAAGUUAAGCGCCGUGGAUGCCGCAAUCGAGGGCACCAUCAGCGGGACCGUGAGCCCCAGAACCUUGCCCUCCUCGACCGAUGAUAACUUUCACGUUGAUGAAACAUGGCCGCACUUCCAGCUCAUCAACCCCAUGGCGGCUGGACUGCCCGUGGACGCGCCUAUGGCCUUACCUUACGCGAAAGACCCGACCUCUAACAACACAGUGAUCGUCGACGAUGGAGGGGAGCUCUCCAACGGACAGGGGUUUCCGGAGGUCCAGCCGGAGCAGUACCUGACAUUCCAGAAUCUUUCUCAAGCGUUUCAGUUCGCCGGUGAUCCUUGGGCGGAGCCUCCUGUCAAUCUUGAUGCGAAUACGUCGGCGCAAGCACCCAUCUCCGUUCCUCAGAUGAGACCACAGGUACAAAUCCAGAUUAUCAAUCAGCCUCGCAGCUUCCAGGGCUCUUUGCGCCCGCUCGAAUCGCGCUGGCUUGAAAGCCUUGAAUCCCAACUGCCUACGAACCUAACUUCGCCUGCCUCAUUAACAACAGAUUGUCAAGACCACUCCUUACCUAAAGAUGACAGAAGACUUCAGGAUGCAUUUCAGUACAAGUCAGAGAGCUCUUCUGUUUCUGGUGAUCUUUCAGGAGUUUACGACUGCUCCUACUCGGGCUUAAGUGAUGAUGUGCCGGCGUUUGCAGAACGACAACUGGAAGACGAUGGUGCUUGGAAGGAUGCGCAGAAGAAGGAGUCUUCGUCUGCAACCUCACGGCCGCUGCAGGGUGCCACUGCAUUCGUAGUCAGCGAAAACCCCCAAGAGUCUUUCUUUAUGACUGCUCCUAGCAGAUCGAGGGCUUCGUCGACCGCUGCGCAACGAGCCUCUGGCCGGCCUCAGGCACUUGCUUUGCAAUCGGUGGCUACCGUCAGAAAGCGCAAGCAGCGUACCUCGAACGUUAGCAUUGACCAGAGUUUGCCGAAACCACUGCAGAUUGUCCAGGAGGACGGCCAAGGUGGCUCCAUUGCCUCCGCUGAUUUUGUAUCGCCGCCUCGGGGAGCCCGCCGCAAGGGUCCUUUGAGCAUGGUUGGCAGGGCCAAUGCUGGAUUGCGGAGGAAGAAUAAGGAUACUUGUGUUCAGUGCCGCUUGAACAAACGGAAGGUUGCUCAACGAGCCGUCAAUCACCCAACCGUGGACCGCUCUGGUCGAGUCCGGAUGGAAAUCCCAUCCAAAUUUGUCCUGAAUGACCUUUUGACGCUCUUGAGCGAGCGGCAAGGACGGUUCAACAUCCGUGCCAGCCAAGCAUGGGGAUCGCUGUACGUUUUGGACUUAGCAGAGACGUACAAGUUCUUGAAAUCAUUGAGCGAGUACAAUGGUAACUCACGAUCCACCUUUCUCGAAUUCAUCGACCGUCGAAUUGUGGAGUCGAAGGACAAGUCCAAGAAUUGGCUGAGCUGUGUCAGAGAUUGCGAUCCGAUGAACAAUAUCUACUCACUACUCUCACAAUGGAACAACAUGCCUAGUCGUGCCAGCUACAGCUUCGUUCCACUACAAGGUGGAGGCCAAGAACGGCCCAUGGACAUCCACAACCACGAAGAUCAACGCGAGAUUCUGCUAGCGGCGCAGCUGUCGCGGAUUGUCUGCCGCAUGCUGGAGGUCGAAGGGUUCCGGAAGCUGGAACGGGACUUUUACAACAUCAAAUGGAAACAAAUCUCUCAAGAGACACACCUGCGUUUCCUGAAUCAACUCGGACAUAUCCUUCUGUCUCUCCGGUGGCGAGUGUCCUGGUGGAAGCGCCUCGGAGACGGCGGCCGCGAACCCGACCCUUCGAAGCAGCAUUAUGAGGACCGAGUCGAGCUGCUUUGCCGAAUUCUCUAUGUCUACUACACCUGUGUGCAGGCUAAGCUUCCUUCGUGGUCGACCGCCGAUGUGCCCAAGGGCGUCUGGUCCACUUACGCUGAUUCGGAAAAUGCGGUGUGGGACGACUUCCCCUUGGAUCCGAGCGAAGAUGGAUUCAAGCGCUGGAUGGAACGGGGCCGCGAACUCAUUGAGCAAGCCGGUGUUCCGAACCGCGUCUCGAAGAUUUAG
Aspergillus fumigatus Af293 is the source of this 2331-nucleotide messenger RNA. The record is from RefSeq and is a predicted model, not a curated record. NCBI's taxonomy places the organism in Eukaryota, Fungi, Ascomycota, Eurotiomycetes, Eurotiales, Aspergillaceae.